UUUUAGUUUCGCUUUCUUCUUCUCUUGCAAACAUUCAGCUGAGAUCUGCAGCAACAUUUAAACUUCCAGAAAAUGAGGCUUGUUUUUGUUUCUUCCUCCUUCUGCCUCCUCUUCACUUCCUGUCUGGCUGCAGCUUUACAAGAUCAGCAGGAGGUGGAAGCUGGACAGAAUGUCCCUCUUCAGUGUCAGGCUCCCAGAAACACAGAAAUCCUCAUGUUGGAGUGGACCAGGUCUGAUCUCAGCCCAGAGGAUUACGUCUUCUUCUACAGAGAAAAGCGCUCGUACGAAAGCUACCAGCAUCCGUCUUUUAGAGGCCGAGUGAAGCUGAGAGACUCUUCCUCUGUGGAGGACGGAGACGUCUCUGUGGUCCUGCAGAACACCAGCAUCACUGAUUCAGGAACAUAUGAGUGUCUGAUCACAGUCAGAAGCUCAGGAAGCAGUGAGAGAAACUUCAGUGUUGUCAGUCACUCCAUCAACCUGACCGUCACAGCCUCAGCUUUCACUGAUGCGCGUGCUGAGUUUGGACGAGGUGAAGACACAGGAGGAGUAAAGGGUGGAGUUAAAGCUGCUGCAUCAGUUCCUGCUGUCCUUCUGCUUCUUGGUGGGGUUUUUGUUGCUGUGAGGUAUUGCAGGAAAUCUAAACCACCUUCAGAGAACAGCCCACCAGCUCCUCCUGAACACACUCCUGAACAACGCCUGUUCCAGGAUAUUUAAUCUCUCCUCCUGCUUGUUUUCAUGUCCAGCUGCUCUGCAAAGAUGAAUCAUGUUCAGGGCGGCAGGUUGAACACAUUUAAACUCUGAUGUAGUAAAAUGUCUCAUCUCUCUGAGAGUCUUUAAAACCCAAACAUCCCCUGCUGCAGAUGUUUCUACUGAAAACAGAGAGAACAUGAACCAGUUCCCCAGAAGAUGAACCAGUUCCCCAGAAAAUGAACCAGUUCCCCAGAAGAUGAACCAGUUCCCUAGAAGAUGAACCAGUUCCCCAGAAGAUGAACCAGUUCCCCAUAUGAACCAGUUCCCCAGAUGAGGAAUCAGUUCCAGGUUUCAGAUCAAUAAGUUCAGAUAUCAGACCAGAAUCAGCAGAAAGAAAUAAAAAGGUGUCAUCUACAUAAAGUCCAAUCUUUCUGCUGGUACCAGUGUUUAAAGCUCAGAGACUUUGUUUCCAUAUUUAUAGUGGCCUUUUCUGACUUUUAGAGCCUCAUCUUAAUGAGGACCGCUAUGGACCAGCUCCUCUGUCCUAAAGCAGUGGGUCCUGCAGUGCUCCGUCCCAGUAUCAGAGCGGGACAGAUGUAAAACCUUUAGUUUUAGUCAGUAACUGCCAAAAUAUGCCUUUUAAAUAAAUGUUUUCUGGCCCCACGACCAGGUUAAAGAGUAGGGUUGGAAUUUAAAGCUGCGUUACGUAGGUGGAGGAAGAGAGAAAAGAAAGAGAGAAAGGGACGGAGAGAUAAGAAAGGAGUUGAGAUGAGACGUCUUUUAGUCUGGAGAGAUCUCAGAGUUCAGGCAGGAUGAAGAUGAUGCUGAAUUAAACGUCGAUGGAGGCGUGUUCAUUGUGUUUUUACUAGAAAAGAAUCAACAGAAGAAAGUUUGUAGUUCUAAACAUAAUUCAGAUGGUUUUUUAGUAACUGUUAGUGUCUCCUAUAACAUCAUUCCUCUGACUUAUAACAUUCAUUACAAUAAGUGUUGAUGGUUAAUUAUUUAAAUCAGGUGAUGACAUCACUUGGUGACUUUUAGGAGAGCCAAUAGCUUCCUUCCUUACUGAGAGGUUGGCAGCACUGGUUAGUAGAAAGAUGCUGUCAUGUUGCUAAGCAGCAGCUCUGCUGAGGGUCUCCCUUUAAAUAAACUCUGCACUUUACUUUUAUGUCCAUUGUUUUUGAAGCAUCAGCACUUUCUGGCCAAUCAGGUUGCUGGUGGAGCGUUCCUCGUUCUCAUCCAGAGGCAUCAAUGAGCACCUUCCCUCCGUCCACCUGCUGGACAUCAGUUCAGAAAGAAAGUCUGAACUUUUUUACAGAUACUUUAUCAUUUCUAACUUUUCUGGUUUUGAAAUUAUGAGAAUUUUUUAAAGUAUAAAUAAUUAAAAUGACCAGACAGUGAUGUAAAAACUAAGGACUAAAUCCAUAUUAAACUAGUCUGGAUUAUAUGUGGAGUAAAACUGUUUUAAACAUUAAUGGAGACGGUCUUCAGGUAUAUGUUGGCUAUAAAUGAUGAGCUUCAUCAAUCACAUGUAACAUUAGCUCUAAUAACUUCUAUUUUACUUAGAAACGUCAUCGAUGGAAAAAUCAGCAGAAUUUGUGUAAAAUCCUGUAUUUUUAUGUUAAAUCCAGUUUUUCAGCACUUUAUUAAACAGCAUAUAUCUGUUUUAAAAAGCUUUGUUUGAAUAAAACUUAUUCUGAAUCCCGUG
Melanotaenia boesemani (Boeseman's rainbowfish) is the source of this 2395-nucleotide messenger RNA. Its product is annotated as coxsackievirus and adenovirus receptor homolog. The coding region runs from base 73 to 714 and encodes 213 amino acids. Lineage: Eukaryota; Metazoa; Chordata; Actinopteri; Atheriniformes; Melanotaeniidae. The record is from RefSeq and is a predicted model, not a curated record. The transcript is spliced from 3 exons.